AUGGCCAGAUGUGUGAGCAAGAGCACAGACAACAACAUAAAUGAAAGCAUCACCAAGAAUGAGGCUUCAACUAUCCCCUCGUCCGUAGAUAUUAGGAUAUACUAUGAAAUUCCGCCCAACAUUGAGUUUUCAAACAUAAAAGGAUGUGAAUUCAAAGAGUUCCUGAUAUUGAAGCCGAUGUACCCCAUUCAUAUGAUGAUUAUAAUCAUCUAUAAUCAAUGGGAUUUUCAGCUUCUUUUGUGA
Histoplasma mississippiense is the source of this 243-nucleotide messenger RNA. RefSeq lists its product with no specific name. Lineage: Eukaryota; Fungi; Ascomycota; Eurotiomycetes; Onygenales; Ajellomycetaceae. The record is from RefSeq and is a predicted model, not a curated record. The transcript has 5 exons. The coding region runs from base 1 to 243 and encodes 80 amino acids.